AUGGAACGUGGAAGGAGAAGAGUCGAUGUUUUUGGUUUCGUGAAGAAGGCGUAUGAAAUGGUGGAUGAUCAUUCAACGGAUUCAAUAGUGUCUUGGGGUCCUGAUGGAAGCAGUUUCAUCGUUUGGAAACCGCUAGAAUGUAAGAGAGACCUUCUUACCAAACACUUGCAGAUCUACAACUUCACAAAGUUUAAAGCAUACGGGUUUCGUGAAAUUGCUAGUGGAGAAGAACACUUGGAAUUUGCUUGCAAUGAUUUUGUGAGGGGCAAGCCUGAGCUUUUGGGAAAGAUUGCUGAACGCCAUGCUGCACGCAUUCAAGCACUCCGUGAUCAGAGGCAGCCACUUAGAGAUCGACUGAAAAAUUGCAAGACCAGGGAAGAAUGGGAAUUAGCCAGCAAGGAGUGGAUGGAGAUGCGUGAAAAGGAUUUCAGGGAGAAGGUGGAGGCAUAUGAACUGGCAAUGGCAAUAGAGCGGCUUAGGGCGAAAAGGCUCGAGGAUCAAAUGCAUCAUGUUUCGACUGCCAUGGCUGCUCCGUUUUUCUCUACUUUGUUUCAGCCUUAUGUCUAUCAGGUCGUGUUAGUACUUCCUUUUCGGUUCAACCUAGUUCAGUUUUCAUUGUUACGUUCUUUGAUAACCACGGUUGUUUCUCAGAUGCUAAUUUGCUAUAGACUUAAGAGGAGGAUAGGAUUUUUUUACUCGGAAAAAGGCGAUUGGCGAGGUAUCUCCAGUGAUACCUACUCAAGUCUGAUGAAGUAUCUCGAGGACACAAGUACUUCAUCUGACUACCCAAGUAUCAAGAGACGUUCUAGUCUCUUUGAUAUGAUUCCUGAUGAGGUAGCCGACGUUCUGAUGGAGUCUCAUGAACUGCAAGCGGAGAACAUUAAUCCUGCGGAAACACAAAUGCCACUGUUGAUUCUCGAAACCGAAGAGUGUGAAUCCAUGAACUCCACCAACUCUAGCGCCGAGGAGCCGCCGUCUGUGACAGCUUCUGAUUCUUACAGACAAGAAGACACCACACAGCCGCAGCUACAGUCAACUGGUUCAUUCCCUGUGCUAUAUCCACCCUACUUCUCACCAUUCUACUCAUUUCCGUUUCCGAUAUGGCCUGCUGGGUAUGUGUCUGAACCGACAAGGGAUUGUCAGCAGAAAUAA
Molecule: messenger RNA, 1152 nt
Organism: Arabis nemorensis
Lineage: Eukaryota; Viridiplantae; Streptophyta; Magnoliopsida; Brassicales; Brassicaceae
Source: the annotation of a GenBank genome assembly